Messenger RNA from Heteronotia binoei (common prickly gecko), 1107 nucleotides. RefSeq names its product vomeronasal type-2 receptor 26-like. The record is from RefSeq and is a predicted model, not a curated record. Gene Ontology annotation, cellular component: membrane. Gene Ontology annotation, biological process: G protein-coupled receptor signaling pathway. The transcript has 3 exons. Lineage: Eukaryota; Metazoa; Chordata; Lepidosauria; Squamata; Gekkonidae. The coding region runs from base 1 to 1107 and encodes 368 amino acids. Gene Ontology annotation, molecular function: G protein-coupled receptor activity.
AUGGUGGAUCCUCGGGCUCCUCCAGGCCAAGAGGUCACCAUUGAUGAAGAUAGCAUUGAGUGGCACCCAGAACUCAUACAGGUUCCUCCAUCCUCUUUGUGCAAUGACUACUGCUAUCCUGGUUUCAGUAAGAAAAUGAAAGAGGAGGAAAAAUCUUGCUGCUAUGAUUGUGCUCCGUGUUCUGAAGGAAGCUUCUCAGAACAAGAGGGUAGGAGUUGUAUCAGUUGUUCAGAAGACUGCUAUCCCAAUAAGGAGAAAGAUCAAUGCAUACCCAAGACAAUAAGCUUCCUCUCUUUAGAAGAACCUUUGACCAUAAUUUUAGCCUUUUGGGCCUUUUUCUUCUCCUUGCUUACAGUGUUGAUACUUGCCAUCUUCAUUAAGCACCAGGACACUCCCAUUGUCAAAGCCAACAACCGGAGCCUCACCUACAUUCUUCUUGUCUCCCUCCUUCUUUGCUUCCUCUGCUCUUUGUUCUUCAUGGGACGUCCUACUAAGGUGUUCUGCCUCCUCCGACAAACAACUUUUGGCAUCAUCUUCUCAAUAGCUGCUUCUUCUGUACUGGCAAAAACCAUUACAGUGGUGGUGGCUUUCAUGGCCUCCAAGCCAAGAAAUAUUUUCCAGAAAUGGGUGGGCAAACAAUUGGCUCAUUCUAUUGUCUUUUCCAGCUCCUUACUUGAAGCCAUCAUUUGUGUUGUUUGGUUAGCAACCUCUCCCCCAUUUCCAGAUUUGGACAUGCACUCUCUUACAACAGAAAUCAUAUUGCAGUGUAAUGAAGGGUCAGUUGCCAUGUUUUACUGUGUCCUGGGUUACAUGGGGAUACUUGCUAGCAUCAGCUUCAUUGUAGCUUUCCUAGCCAGGAAAUUGCCUGACAGUUUUAAUGAAGUCAAGUUCAUCACGUUCAGCAUGUUGAUCUUUUGCAGUGUUUGGUUGUCCUUUGUUCCUACCUACCUGAGCACAAGAGGAAAAUAUAUGGUGGCCGUGGAGAUCUUCUCCAUCUUGGCCUCUAGUGCUGGGCUCCUGGGCUGCAUCUUUUUGCCCAAAUGUUAUGUCAUAAUAUUGAAGCCUGAGUUGAACAACAGAGAGCAGCUAGUUAGGAGAAAACGUUAA